This is a messenger RNA of Peronospora matthiolae, 1032 nucleotides long. The record is from the annotation of a GenBank genome assembly. NCBI's taxonomy places the organism in Eukaryota, Oomycota, Peronosporomycetes, Peronosporales, Peronosporaceae.
AUGCUGCGCGCGAUUGUCGUGCGCAAAGGCACGAAGGAGGAUUUGAUCAAGCGCGCGAGUCUGCUGCGGCGCGACUCGGUGCACGGUCCGUUCCAUGGCAGUAUCACGUUCCACGAGGACGCCAACGCCAUUAUCGCCAAUGGCAACCUCAUCCAGAUCAUCUACUCGGACGGACCGGACAAGUGUGACUAUACCAAGUACGGGAUCAAUAACGCCGUGGUGAUUGAUAAUACUGGACGCUGGCGCGACGCCGAGGCGCUGGGUCUGCACCUCCAGUCGCCUGGUGUGUCGAAAGUCAUUCUGACGGCCCCUGCAAAAGGCAACGUGCCCACGAUUGUUGCGGGCGUGAACGGCCACAUGAUCUCGAGCACGGACAGGAUCUUCUCGGCCGCGUCGUGCACGACCAAUGCUAUUGCGCCGACGUUGUUUGCUCUGGACAAGAAGUUUGGCAUUGUGGGCGGCCACAUUGAAACGGUGCACUCGUUCACGAACGAUCAGAACUUGAUUGACAAUUACCAUAUGAAGGAGCGUCGUGGACGUAGCGCUGUGCUGAACAUGGUCAUCACAGAGACAGGGGCAGCGGCUGCAGUGGUCCAGUGCCUUCCCUCACUGCAGGGCAAGCUGACAGCCAAUGCGAUCCGUGUACCCACGCCCAACGUGUCGCUGGCUAUUUUGAACGUACAGCUGGACCCAGUCAAGGCAGCAGGUAUCACUAAGGGGAGCGUGAACACAUUUAUGCAAAGAGUAUCGCUAGAUUCGCCGCUGCAAAACCAGAUUGAUUUCGUCAACUCGGCUGAGGUCGCGUCGUCAGACUUUAUCGGUAGCCGUGCUGCUGGGACCGUGGAUGGCAAGGCUACGAUCGUCGAUGGCGCCAAGGUCAUUCUCUACGUUUGGUACGACAACGAGUUUGGCUACAGCUGCCAGGUCAUUCGUACUCUACAGCGCCUCGUCGGCAUCAACCAUACGUGUUUCCCGGCAAAGGAGCAAGCCGAAGAGGUUGACAGCGCUCUUCACCUUACCUGGGACAUCUAG